AUGGAUGGCUUAGUUAUCGGCAAGAGCGACGAAGUCAAGGGAUACCGUAUUUUGUUCACGAAGGACCGCGUGGUACGUACCUCUCAGCACGUCCAAAACAUACAGAUACUGAGCAAGAAAGCUAACUCGCGGCUCAUUCGCCAUGCAAGCGAGAAAGAUGAACUAAUUGAGAAGUCAGCUGGGCCAAAUAACAGAAUUGCUGAGUCGGGUAACAAGUCAUCACAUAUACAAUACAACCCGAUUAAGACCGGUAAUUUUCUAGCUGAGUCAAUGCACGAUGUCGACAUCGGGGAGGAGCCGGGAAUCGACUCCAGAAAGCCCAAGUCGCGUGGUAAGCGCGGUGUACAAGGGAAGCGGACGAAUGACAAGGCAACCGCUGAGACACCGCGCAUGACAACGCGUUACGGUGGGAAAAAGACUUCACCGAUCGGUGAAUUUUACCGCGUGGACCCAGCGAACUGGAAUUCGCUUAUGAGAAGUGACAGGCGCGUGGAAUGGGAGUGCGCUGCGCACGCUGAGAGUGACUCGCUGGAGGCAAACGAUACGUGGGAAUUGGUGUCGUGUACCAAGGAGAUGCACCAACUCCACACGAAGUGGGCCUUCAAGACGAAGACGGACGUGAAUAGGAUUAUCAAGCGCUUCAAGGCACGCAUGGUAGCGUGUGGUAACGAGCAAUUAUUCGGCAAAGAUCACACGCUGACAUUUGACGCUGUCACGGAUAUGACGACGGGCAAAAUCAUUCUGGCGCUGUCGCAGGUAUGUGGGGUAUUAGCGCGACACGGCGACGUGCCUAAUGCGUACUACAAAGCCUCGACUGAGCCUGGUCUCCAUAUCUACCAAUAUGUACCUUAG
This is a messenger RNA of Peronospora farinosa, 852 nucleotides long. The record is from the annotation of a GenBank genome assembly. Lineage: Eukaryota; Oomycota; Peronosporomycetes; Peronosporales; Peronosporaceae.